Neurospora tetrasperma FGSC 2508 is the source of this 447-nucleotide messenger RNA. RefSeq lists its product as uncharacterized. The transcript is spliced from 3 exons. The record is from RefSeq and is a predicted model, not a curated record. Gene Ontology annotation, cellular component: membrane; nuclear envelope; endoplasmic reticulum. Gene Ontology annotation, molecular function: glutathione peroxidase activity; glutathione transferase activity. NCBI's taxonomy places the organism in Eukaryota, Fungi, Ascomycota, Sordariomycetes, Sordariales, Sordariaceae. Bases 1 to 447 code for a protein of 148 amino acids.
AUGGCUAUCAUCGUGACUCUCCCCAACGAGUACGGCUACGUCCUCCUAGCCACCGUCUCCACCUUCUUUAUCAACAUCUUCCACUCCAUCAACACCGGCAAGCAGCGCAAGGCCUCGGGCGUCAAGUAUCCCGCCGCCUAUGCCUCUCAGGAGGUAGCCGAGAAGGACCCCAAGGCAAAAGCCUUUAACUGCGCCCAACGCGCCCACGCAAAUUUCACCGAAAACCUCACCCCCGCCAUCGGCGCCAUGCUCAUCGCGGGUCUCAAGUACCCCGUGCUCGCCGGCGCGCUGGGCGGCCUGUGGAGCUUGAGCAGGGUGUUCUACGCCAUUGGCUACACCAAGGGAGGCCCCCAGGCCCGCACCAAGUUCGGCAUUAUCAGCUCGGUGGGCUUGUUGACGCUUAAGUUGACGGCGGCGUAUACAGCUGUGCAGAUGGCUUUUUACUAA